AUGCCAGCCGCGAGAAGAGACGUUCGUGGCACCGUUUGGUUCGGACGAACUAGACCGCCUGUGGUCUCUACGCAACAUGCAGCGACAAUUACUACCUCGGAUCAUGUCCCAAGCAACCAGGCGUUCAGUCGUGCCACUUCCGGGCUGAAUUGUCUACCGCCACAGCAGUUCGCUCCCAACCCGGCUCCCCGCGAGAUCCUAGCACAAAGCCCUUGGGAGGUAUAUGAACCUCGCGCCUGCAUCUACUAUGGGCGAAUCAUGGUGCUGGCUAGGCAUCGAAAGAAUAAGGCCACCUUAGUCCACAUCCAGAUGCAGGCCGUGGAGCGAUCGGCAAUAGAGAUGUGUGUCCAAAUGAUUGAUCUGCUAGCUCAUCGCAGUAUCCCGCGCCUUCUAGAUGUGUUCCAGUAUGCAGAACGAUAUCUUCUUGUGUGGGAGCCCUUCGAGUGCACUCUCCACGAAGUUUUAGCGCUGAGCUGUCGCAUCACCGAAAGUGAAGUGGCCCAGAUCUUGUGGCCUGUAGGUGCCGUUCCCAUCCUACUAGGCACAAGAUCGUUCAUUCAUGGUUCACAGGUGUUCAGGUGCCUUCAAUUCUUACGCGGCCAGUCCAGGGAGCUGGCCAGCCUCACACCUCGAGAUAUCUUGUUCACCGAGGAGGGUGAAAUAAAAAUUGCGGGUAUCGAGAACAGUCGCCAAGUCGACCCUUCCCGGGCCGACGCAAUGACUUCUACAUUCAAUGCUCUACGGUCGAUUCUCGACAAGAUCAUGCAGAAAAAUGGCUCCAAUUUUACUUGGAGCCAGGAGAUCCGAAGCCUUAAAUCGGCGCUGGCCAAAAGCACCUCCGCGCGAUGCUUGGAUAGAUUAGUGCAAGUAAGUUGGCUCAUAUUCCAGCCUCGUCAUGCGAUGUGGCAACUGACUUGAAA
Messenger RNA from Aspergillus welwitschiae, 920 nucleotides. RefSeq lists its product as uncharacterized. The transcript is spliced from 2 exons. Lineage: Eukaryota; Fungi; Ascomycota; Eurotiomycetes; Eurotiales; Aspergillaceae. Bases 1 to 918 code for a protein of 305 amino acids. The record is from RefSeq and is a predicted model, not a curated record.